AUGCCCCCGCCGGCAUACGAGUUUCGAGGCGGCGGUCCGCGGCCGCCUCAUCAUCCGAGGCAUGAGUUUACUUUCCGGUACCAGCGUCCGGGGACCUCAGAACGGCCGCUUUUGCGGUCGCAUCGGGAGAAGACCCCGGAACAGCUUGUCGCUCCUGACGCCGGAAAUGCAGCGAUGAGAUUUGCCCGGAUUGAGAAUCUGAGUGACAGCGAAGAAGCGGACAUGGACGUGUCUUCCGACGACGAGGCAGCGCAUCCACGCAAAAAACGCGCGUUAGAGAGCAACACCGUCGAGUCGAAGCCUGUUCCAAAAUGGUCCAAUCCCGAUCCAUACACUGCGUUGCCGCCUCCCGACGAAAGUCAAACCAAGAAGAUCGAUGUCGUUAAGCUCAUCAGGAAAGCUCGUCUCGCGGCCAGUGCUCAACCUGCGAAGACGGAUGCUGUCGUAUCAAACGAGGACUUCAUUUCCCUGGCUGGCUUGGUUGACGAGAAUGAAACGAACAACGCUCCAGAGAACGCUCCAAAGGGGCCCAGGCGCCAUCUGGAAGGAAGUGAUCCAGCACUUGGCAAUCGGAAGCGAACACAUGAUGAUGAGAUAAAGGGACCAGCCAGAACAAUGGGUGGAAAGCUUGUCAGUCGGUACUAUAACGACGGCUCGAUCAUAGAUGAAUGGCGGUUGCGUCCUUCUGAAACGGGAACUCCUUGGAUAAAUUUUAUGCCACGGACGCUAGAUAUGGUAACUGUGGGCGCAAGAUUCCAUGACGAGAUCUUGAGUUUUUACCACUGGGCAAAGCCUGUGCAGUACGAACAAAUUGUGCGGCAAGACCUAGUAAAUAGGCUCCAGGCUGUCUUUCAGAGCCGCUAUCACGGGGUGGAAAUCCAUGCAUUUGGCUCCUUCGCCUCUGGUUUAUAUCUUCCCAACGCUGAUAUCGAUCUCGUUCUCCUCUCCACCAGCUUUCAGCGAUCCGGAGUCAGAGCAUUUGGCGAGAGAAAAGGACAGAUUUAUGCAUUUUCCGCCUUUCUCAAGAACCAGAACAUUGCCGUUCCGGGCUCUGUGGAAACCAUUGCGCACGCUCGUGUUCCUAUCCUGAAAUUUGUGGACAAGUUGACUGGGCUUAAAGUCGACUUAUCAUUUGAUAAUGACAGCGGGCUCAUUGCGAACAAGACGUUCCAGCAAUGGAAAUCGGAAUAUCCUGCGAUGCCCGUCAUCGUGUCAGUCAUUAAGCAGUUUCUCCUUCUCCGUGGCCUCAAUGAGGUUGCUACUGGCGGGUUGGGUGGGUUUUCGAUCACCUGUCUCGUCACUAGUCUCCUGCAGCACAUGCCCCGCGGUAACCUCUAUCCGAACUUGGGGGAUGUCCUCAUGGCUUUCUUCCAGUUUUAUGGGAGAGACUUUGACUUUGAAACCCGUGGGAUUCGGAUGAACCCCCCUGGGUAUUUCGACAAGGUUCGUAAUCAAUCCAUUAUUCCGCACCAUGCAUCCGCUGACUUGAAAAUGCAGAGGGUGUAUGGAGUCUACAAAGCCAACAAUGGAUCUCGUCUUUCGAUUGAAGAUCCCAAUAACCCUGAUAACGAUAUCUCUGGCGGCACCCGUGAGAUUGCAUUGAUUUUCAAGUCCUUCUCGGAAGCACACCACUUGCUGAAGGACCGCUUGGUGUCUAUGGCCCUAUCUGGAAAGUCCAACGAGAGCGUCUUAGGUACAAUAAUUGCCGCGAACUUUGAUGAGUACACAGAACUUCGAUGGCAGCUCCGCGAAGUUUUUGAUACUGAUCCUAGAUUCGCCCAUCUCCGCAAGCCUCUUACUCCUCCCCCGCCUCCUUACAGUCCUCCCCUGCCUAGCGAACUGGCCCCGGUCCCGCCGCCGCCUCCAUCCUCUAAACCUCAUCCACUCCCGGCCAAGCCUUCAACGGCCGGUAAAAAGGCCAAGGACACCAAGGACGUCAAGGAUACGAAAGAGAAGUUGACGAAACUACAGAAGAAAAAGCAGGCGUCAAAAGACCGCGCUGCUCGAUUGAAGCGACUACGUCCUGACAUACAAAAAGUACCACUCUCUAUCACCAACGACGAAGCCCUCAAGCUCGGGGGGUAUAAGACCCAGUCUGAAAUGGACAAGGAUCUGAUUAUGCGGGAGAAAGGGAUUGUCGCGAUCAGCUGA
Aspergillus mulundensis is the source of this 2151-nucleotide messenger RNA. RefSeq names its product putative topoisomerase family protein TRF4. Gene Ontology annotation, molecular function: mRNA binding; poly(A) RNA polymerase activity. Gene Ontology annotation, biological process: RNA 3'-end processing. Gene Ontology annotation, cellular component: nucleolus; TRAMP complex. The coding region runs from base 1 to 2151 and encodes 716 amino acids. The transcript is spliced from 2 exons. The record is from RefSeq and is a predicted model, not a curated record. NCBI's taxonomy places the organism in Eukaryota, Fungi, Ascomycota, Eurotiomycetes, Eurotiales, Aspergillaceae.